AUGGUGUAUAUAACGCCAUAUGAGGACGUAUAUGAGGACGUAUAUGAGGACAUAUAUGAGGACGUAUAUGAGGACGUAUAUGAGGACGUAUAUGAGGACAUAUAUGAGGACGUAUAUGAGGACGGAUAUGAGGACGUAUAUGAGGACGUAUAUGAGGACGUAUAUGAGGACGUAUAUGAGGACGGAUAUGAGGACGUAUAUGAGGAAGUAUAUGAGGACGUAUAUGAGGACGUAUAUGAGGACGUAUAUGAGGACGUAUAUGAGGACGGAUAUGAGGACGGAUAUGAGGACGUAUAUGAGGACGUAUAUGAGGACGUAUAUGAGGACGUAUAUGUGGACGGAUAUGAGGACGUAUAUGAGGAAGUAUAUGAGGACGUAUAUGAGGACGUAUAUGAGGACGUAUAUGAGGACGUAUAUGAGGACGGAUAUGAGGACGGAUAUGAGGACGUAUAUGAGGACGUAUAUGAGGACGUAUAUGAGGACGUAUAUGAGGACGGAUAUGAGGACGUAUAUGAGGACGUAUAUGAGGACGUAUAUGAGGACGUAUAUGAGGACGUAUAUGAGGACGGAUAUGAGGACGUAUAUGAGGACGUAUAUGAGGACGGAUAUGAGGACAUAUAUGAGGACAUAUAUGAGGACGGAUAUGAGGACGUAUAUGAGGAAGUAUAUGAGGACGUAUAUGAGGACGGAUAUGAGGACGGAUAUGAGGACGGAUAUGAGGACGGAUAUGAGGACGUAUAUGAGGACGUAUAUGAGGACGUAUAUGAGGACGUAUAUGAGGACGUAUAUGAGGACAUAUAUGAGGACGUAUAUGAGGACGGAUAUGAGGACGGAUAUGAGGACAUCAAUUUUCCUUUUUAUUUAUGA
Messenger RNA from Procambarus clarkii (red swamp crayfish), 867 nucleotides. Its product is annotated as aspartic and glutamic acid-rich protein. The record is from RefSeq and is a predicted model, not a curated record. NCBI's taxonomy places the organism in Eukaryota, Metazoa, Arthropoda, Malacostraca, Decapoda, Cambaridae.